Messenger RNA from Toxotes jaculatrix (banded archerfish), 4143 nucleotides. RefSeq names its product helicase-like transcription factor (gene hltf). The transcript has 25 exons. NCBI's taxonomy places the organism in Eukaryota, Metazoa, Chordata, Actinopteri, Toxotidae. Bases 604 to 3498 code for a protein of 964 amino acids. The record is from RefSeq and is a predicted model, not a curated record. Gene Ontology annotation, molecular function: ATP-dependent chromatin remodeler activity; zinc ion binding; hydrolase activity, acting on acid anhydrides, in phosphorus-containing anhydrides.
GUAGUAGCUCAAACAUCAGAAACGCCAACAACAGUCCCGUCUGAAAAGAAAAAAACUACUACGACUACUGCCGAGUGGAAGAUAAACAGUAUGAAAGAACUGUUAAAUACAGAUAAAUAACGUACUCUGUCUGUAACUGUAUAUUUGGAUAUAGGAGCAUUAAUAGACAAAACAGCGCAGGACUGACUUAGCUAACAAGCUUGUAACGUUAACUCAAACCAGCUAUCGCAAGCUAACAGUGAGAUUGUAAUUGUAGGCCACUGACAGAGUCAGUGCUGCUUUAACGUAAGACAGUGUUAUUUUUACGGCUUAGUAAUUAAGCGACGUGUGUAAUAGUUAAGGCUGUGGGUUGGUCACUUGGCUAGCCAACUUUUCCAUUUAGUAAUUCAGUGUCAGUGUAGGAAUACGUUUGUGCUACUUUCCUGUACCUACACCUUCGUGUCUUCUGAGAGCAGCUCCAACUCCGUGCGCCCUAAAAACUGGUGUUUAUCGUGUCAGUUAAAGCUGCUCUCUGCUGCCUGUUUUCUGUUGCUUCCUUCUUUUAGUCUGGUUUGUGUGUUUGUUUGUUUAUUUAUUUAUGUUUCUGUGUGCGCUCCAGGUGUCAUGUUUUCCCGCAGGUGGAGGUUUAGCUGGGACAGGAACACUGAGGUGGACCUCUUCACAGACCGCUAUGAGAGCAGUGCAGAGACUCUCUCCCAGGCCAUCAGAGCUGCAGCAUCUGAGGAGCCGGAUGCAGACGGCAGUGUGCUGUUUGGCCAUCUGCAGGGCACUGUGGUCGGCCUCAGAUAUUAUACAGGCGUGGUGAAUCAAGGGGAAAUGGUGGGAUUAGUGCGACAGCCCCAGAAUCCAUACGACCGCAACGCAGUGAUGGUCGCCAACAUUUAUGGCAACCAGGUGGGACACAUCAAGCGGGAGCUGGCAGCAGCUAUGGCCUACGUCAUGGACAACAACUUGGCUAAAGUAGAGGGGGUGGUGCAUUCGGGCACGAAAAACAAGUUUAAUAUGCCAGUGAUGCUGUCUUUCUGGGGGAAAGAAGAGAACAAAAAUGCAGUGAUUGAAUGUAUGGCACGUCGUGGUUAUAAGCUGAACACAGGUGCAAAUCAAACAUCACAUAAUAGUCCAUGGGCUCAUGCACUGGCAUCUAAAAAAGGUUUGACCAUCCAACUAACUGCGGAGGAGCUGAAGAAUGCAUUUGAUAAUCUGUUUGAAGGCUUGAUGGAGAGUAAAGACGGCGAGAAAGAAGCAGCCAAGUCUGUGGGUACUCCCCUCCUGCUUCACCAGAAGCAGGCGCUGUCCUGGAUGUGUGCUCGAGAAAACAAAUCUGCGCUGCCACCCUUCUGGGAGAAGAGAGGCGAGAUGUACUACAACACCCUCACAUGUUUCUCUGCCAAGGAAAUACCAGAGAGAGUUUGUGGGGGAAUACUGGCAGAUGACAUGGGACUGGGAAAAACUCUGACAACCAUCGCUCUGAUCCUCACCAACUUUCACAAUGGAAAGCCACUGCCUGUGGAGAAAUGUGCAGAAGGGUCUUCACCUACCAAAGCCAAAACUAAAUCACAGAUGUCCAAACUGAAAGGAAGCAGCAGUGCGAGUGAUGGAGCAGGAGUGAGUCAUGUAGCUGCUGGCCCAGCCCUUCCCCAGGCAGAGGUGAUCGGUGCUGAUACACCAGACAUAGUACAGAUAACAGAUGAGUCAGAAAAAAGUACGAGCAAAGGAAAGAUGAAAGCCACCAAGCGAAAGCCCAAGACCCCUGUAUUGCUGGAAGAUAUGGACUUUGCUGCAGCCCUGGGUGGCUUAGCAUCAGAUACAGCCAUGAAGAAAAAGAAAACUGCCAAGAAUGCCACUCCCACACUGAGUGUGGAAUCCUCCAUCCCUGAAAGCGCAGAUGAUUUGUCAGCUAGUGCAACUCUCAUCAUCUGCCCGCUCUCUGUGCUCAGCAACUGGCUGGACCAGUUUGAGCAGCAUGUGCGUGCCAAUGUGAAGCUAAACUUGUACCUGUAUUACGGCUCAGAGCGCAACAGGAGCAAGAAGUUUUUGUCCUCCCAGGACGUGGUGAUCACCACCUACAACGUUCUGUCUGCCGACUUUGGGAAUAAGAGCCCCCUCCACAGUAUCAGUUGGCUGAGGGUCGUGCUGGAUGAAGGACAUGUCAUAAGAAACCCAAACGCACAGAUGAGUAAGGCCGUGCUCGACCUGAAAGCUAAGCGGCGCUGGAUUCUUUCGGGGACUCCUAUCCAGAACAGUGUGAAAGACCUGUGGAUGCUGCUGGCUUUCUUGCGUCUGAAGCCAUUCGAUGUGAGAGAGUGGUGGAACAGAGUGAUCCAGAGACCCGUUAUUCAAGGAGACAGAGGCGGCCUGCAGAACCUUCAGACCCUGGUGAGGUGCAUCACCCUGCGGCGGACCAAGAGCAGUGAGGUGAAUGGGCGCCCCCUGGUGUCUCUGCCUGCGAAGAUCGUAUGUGUGGAACAGGUGGAGCUCAGCCAGGCGGAGAGAGAGGAGUACGAGCUGGCACGCAAUGAGGGAAGGAACAUAAUUGGCAGAUAUGUUGCAGAAGGGACCCUGCUGAGGAAUUACGCUGACGUGUUGGUCAUCCUGAUGAGGCUUCGACAGCACUGCUGCCACCCUGAUCUACUGGCAAAGGCGUCCUCAGAGUUGGGUGCUACAGCAACACCUGCAGAGCUGCGGGAGCGUCUGAUAGAGAAACUGCGGUUGGUGUUGGCCAGCGGCUCUGACGAGGAGUGCUCUGUGUGCCUGGAUUCAGUCCGUCUCCCUGUCAUUACACACUGCGCCCACGUUUACUGCCGGCCCUGCAUCGCCCAGGUCAUCAGCACUGAGCAGACGGCGCGCUGUCCUCUCUGUCGAAGUGAGAUCAAGACCAGUGAGCUGGUGGAGUUUCCACAGGAAGAAAUGGAGGAAGGGAACAGUACAAAUUCUGAGAGGUGGAGGACAAGCUCAAAGGUGCAGGCACUGAUGGGAAACCUGCUCAGGCUGCGAUGUGAAGACAGCAGCGUUAAGUCUCUGGUCGUCUCUCAGUUUACACGUUUCCUCACCAUACUGGAGACUCCACUCAGGGAGGAAGUAGUAGUUAUAAGAGAGCAUGGUUUCAGUUUUGUGCGUUUGGACGGCACCUUGAGCCAAAAGAAGAGGACCCAGGUGAUCCGGGAGUUUCAGAGCUCUGCGGCCGACAGCCCGACCAUCAUGCUUCUGUCACUCAAAGCCGGAGGGGUGGGGCUUAACUUGACUGCUGCCUCUCAUGUUUUCCUCAUGGACCCUGCAUGGAACCCGGCUACUGAGGAGCAGUGUAUCGACCGCUGCCACCGUCUGGGCCAGAAGAGGAAAGUCUUUGUCACCAAGUUCAUUGUAAAGAAUUCGGUUGAAGAGAACAUGGUGAGGAUCCAGAAGCAGAAGCAGGACCUGAUGGAGAAGGCGUUCGGCUCCACAAACACCGACAGGAAAGCCUCUCGCAUCGAGGACAUCAAAGCUCUGAUGGAGCUGUAAAGGUCACAAGAUGGACUUGGAAAUGAUAUAUUGGUAUGAAAACAACACAAGCAUUCAGUUGUAUUGUACACUUUGGGGUCAGACACGUCACAUCAGUCUUUUGUUCAUAUUUGGAAAGGUUUUUGUUUUUUUUGUUUGUUUUUUGUUUUUUUACUUUUUGGCUGAUCAUUAAUGUUCUAUGUCCUUGUGUUUUAUUUCUGAUUUCAUUUAAUGAUUCAUUUACAAGAUGCACCAAAUUGGUAAACUUCCAGUUUUGUUCAGCUGUGAUGCAAAGGAUCUGUUCAUCUCGAUUGAUUUGAUCAUAAAAACAGUAAAGCUGUGCUCAGGUGUGGAAAGUUAAUACCGUGGGCUGAAGAAUUAAAGUCCCACCUGCUGCAGCUUAAAGAAAUGCAGACUGCUGAUACUGUACCUUUGUAGUUACUGUAUUUAACCAGACAUAGAGCAGCUUUUUUAAAGUGCUUUUCUAAGAAAUACAUGAAAAUCAAGAUAAAAAUGAUGUCAAACCUUAUCUGGUUGUAGUUAUUUAAAUGUGGAGAUUCGCUGCCUGCACUUUUAAUGUCAUCUUAAACUGUAUAUCUUUGAGUUUUGAACUGUUGGUUGCACAGAACAAGACAUUGAACUGGCAAUGGUGUAUAAUAAAAACAA